Messenger RNA from Diabrotica virgifera virgifera (western corn rootworm), 642 nucleotides. Its product is annotated as unconventional myosin-X-like. The coding region runs from base 1 to 642 and encodes 213 amino acids. The transcript has 2 exons. The record is from RefSeq and is a predicted model, not a curated record. Lineage: Eukaryota; Metazoa; Arthropoda; Insecta; Coleoptera; Chrysomelidae.
AUGAUUCAACAGAUAGUUACCAUUCCCCCUCAGAGAACAACAAACUCACUUGAGUUCACAAAUGACCCACAACUAGAAGCUGACUACGACAGCCAACGAUUUGAAGGCAAGAAGCCCACCAAAAGACCGUGUAAUAGCCCAGACACAGAGAGAAAUCAAAGUGACCUGGCAAACACGAUACAACAUCUGAUGAAACAACUCGAACAGAGAGAUAAAGAAAAUAAGCGAGAACAACAAGAAUUCAAGGAAAUACUCGAAGAAAGAGACAGAGAAAAUAAACGAGAACAACAAGAAUUCAAAGUUCUAAUCGCCGAAUUAAGAUCAAUAAUUAGAACAAAAGACGACGAAGCAAGAAGGAUGAUGGAUCAAAUCAUGAAAUUGACCAAAACCGUCCAAGAAAUGACAAACAAACGGACUGUCACAAUAACAAAAAUAGACGAAAGUCCAAUGACCUGGGAACAGACAGAAAAUGAAAAACAUGAAGAAUCAGAAACAGAGACAACGGUAUACAAAAACAAGUCAUACCAAAAGUCAAUCCUAUCCAAAAGGAAAAAACGAGAGAGUGUGGCGUCUGGUUUCUGGGGCACCCAGUCUUUCUUAUCAUACCACAUUACAGUAAACAAUUCUAAUAUCAAACCAUAA